GUGACCCUGGGAGGUUUAAAUUCAAUGGCGCCUCUCAUUGGAGGCCGCCAUCUUCCGUACGUAAGAACCAGGCAUUGCGCAUGCUCUUCGUCUUCCGGGGAAAACAAAGCCGACUUGGGCGCAUGCUCGUCCCGUCUCCUGGACGUCCAGCCGGCUGUGACUUGAGUAGAAGGAUUGCGAGCGAGGACGGCGGGCUUUGGGGCCUCGGAAAGCCGACAAUAUGGAGGCACCUCCAGUCACCAUGAUGCCUGUAACAGGUGGCACUAUUAAUAUGAUGGAGUAUUUACUGCAGGGAAGUGUUUUGGAUCACAGUCUGGAGAGCCUUAUACAUCGACUUCGGGGUCUGUGUGACAACAUGGAGCCUGAAACUUUUCUGGACCAUGAAAUGGUGUUCCUCUUAAAGGGGCAACAAGCUAGUCCUUUUGUUUUAAGGGCCCGGAGAUCGAUGGACAAGACAGGGGCACCCUGGCAUCUGCGCUACCUGGGACAACCUGAGAUGGGGGACAAGAAUCGCCAUGCCCUAGUACGUAACUGUGUAGAUAUUGCCACGUCAGAAAACCUGACUGAUUUCUUGAUGGAGAUGGGCUUCCGAAUGGACCAUGAAUUUGUUGCCAAGGGCCACUUGUUUCGAAAAGGCAUCAUGAAAAUCAUGGUAUAUAAGAUUUUCCGCAUUCUGAUGCCAGGAAACACAGAUAGCACUGAGGCCUUGUCCCUCUCCUAUCUUGUAGAACUAAGUGUUGUGGCACCAGCAGGACAGGACAUGGUUUCUGAUGACAUGAGAAAUUUUGCUGAACAACUAAAACCUUUGGUUCACUUGGAGAAGAUAGACCCCAAAAGACUAAUGUGACAGAACGGGACUGCCUGACAAUAGAGCCUGUUUUUGCAUUACAGAAACCAAGACUCUAAAUAAAUAUCCUUGGACUUCUUUGGACUUCUUUGCUUCAAGAAUAAGGGUCCCAGGAGCUUACCUGAGAUCUGGACCUCAAAUCUCCUUUUCUGGAGAUCUCAACAUGGUUGGCACCAUAUAAUUAGCUUAUUUGUUGGGGUAUAUUAGCUGUACCUUUUUUUAAUUACAUUUUUUUCAGUUACCAAACCUUUCUUUAUUUUUGUCCUCUUCUGCAAUGUAAAAGAAAAACAAAAUCCUUGAAAUAAAUCAUAAGCAGUGCUAUUUUGAUGAUCUGAGAUCUGACCUUAAAUUUGAUCAGAUUUCAUUCUGUUAAUCCUUUUCUGUUAGCAAAGGAAAAAGAAGGUGAACAAAAACAGUUUUUUGCUGGCAAGGGAAUUUUAUUAACUCAGUUUUCCUCAUUAAAAUUUUGAGUGAAAGUAUAUAAGACCAAACACAGUUAAAAUAUCUCGUAUGGUAAAGAUAUGUAUAAAGCAUUGGUUCCAUAGUUUCUCAUCAAAGAACAGACUUUUUCCACCCUAACCAUUAACAGGUUUGUUAUCAACCAAAGAAGCAUGCUGUAAUCUACACAUUCUGUGAAGCCAAAACAAUGGCAAUUCAUGGUGUGAUUAAUGUAAAGAAUAAUUAUUUUUAAUAUUUUGUGAAUACUCCUUUUUUCCAAGUCAGUUACCUAGAUAGUCCUUUCAUCUCCCUCAUUUCCCAAAUUAAAUCUUCCCUUGUAAAAUCAUUUAAACAAAAAACAUCCUCUCCAUAUUACAUUCCAGUGCUUCACCUUUGAGAGGCAGAAUGUUUAUUUCCUUAUCUGUUCUCCCUAGUUCAUUAUUGGUUUUUUAUUUACUCAGAAUAAUUAAAUAAUUCCUUUAAAUGACUGUUUUAUUGACAGUGCGUUUUGUCUAUUCUUUGCUUCUGCUGACUUCAUUCUAUAUCAGUUUAUACAAAUGUACCCUAAGAAUUAUUUGUUGUUUUUUAAAUUAAAUUUAUUCUUUCUAGUAUACAGGCUGUGUAGCCUCAUGACAGAGAACACAGGGAGUAUGGACUAGAAUAAGACUUCUUAAACUUUUCCACUUGACCCCUUUCACCUGAGAAAGUUUUAUGUGAUCCCAGGUACAUAAGUAUAUAAAAUAGUUACACAAAUCAAACAUUUACUGAUAGUAAAUUAUACUUUUGAGACCUCACAUUCAGUUACGUGACCUGUAUGGGGUUGCAAACUACAUGUUAAAAAAUUGGGGACUAGAGGAUCUUAGGUGUCUUUACUUAAAUUUUACCUCUUUUUGGUAAUUUACUAGUAUUGAACUUUCUGGUUUUGGCAUUCAAAUGUUUACAAAGUUAAAUAGGUUGCUUUCGCAAAAUGUCUAAUAGCAUUUUUUUUUUAAUCCUGAAAAAUGUACUCUUCUGACUUUACAAUUUCUUUUUUUGGCAAGGAAUUUAUUUUUUAAAUAGUAUUUUAUUUUCACAAAUAAAUGCAAAGAUAGUUUUCAACAAUCAUUUUUGUAAGACUUGUAUGUUCCAAUUUUUUCUCCUUCCUUCAUUUUCCUCCCUUCCUAAGACAUAAAGUAGUUCGAUAUAGAUUAAACAUGUGGAAUUUUUAUAAACAUAUUUCUAUAUUUAUCAUGCUACACAAGCAAAAUCAGAUCAAACUGGGUAAAAACCGUGAGGAAGAAAAAACCUAAUAAACAAAAAGGUGAAAAUGCUAUGCUUUAAUCUAUAUUCAAUCUUUAUAGUUUUCUCUCUGGAUAUACAUGAACUUUUCAUCUCAAGUCUAUUGGAAUUGCCUUGAAUCACCUCUUUGUUGAAAAGAGCCAUAACUUUAUAAUUUCUAACAGGAAUCCAUUAAUUCUCACAGUCAUCCAGUUCCAAGCCUGAAUGAUAGCUGAACCUUGCUUUUUGUUAUUUUCCAUAACUGAUCAUUCACCCAGUCCUGGUCACUCUUUCCUUCAUAAUGCUUCUUGAAAGAAUUGCAUAUAUUUAAUUUAUAUUGGAUUGUUUGCUGUCUAUGAGAGGGAGGGAGUAAGAAGGGAGAGAGAAAAAUUUGGAACACAAGGUUUUGCAAAGGUAAAUUUUGAAAACUAUUGCACAUGUUUGAGAAAAUACAAAUCUAUUUAAAAUUUAACAAAUAAUGCUUCUUGAAUCUCUCAUUUUAUUCCCACUGCUACAAUCCUAGUUAAGACCUUCAUUAAAUAUCAGUUUUAUUACUGAAUAUUAUCUUAACGGAUAGUUCCCUACUUUCAAUGUCUACCCAUCCAAUCUAACUCACUCAUAUAAUAUUGUGACAUUAAUCUUAAAACACUGUUUUCAUCAUAUCACUUUUUUGCUCUAAAGAAAUUGCAUGUAUUGCCCACUGGAAAAAAUAUUGUAGGAUUUAAAUAUAGCUUGGUUAUUCCCA
Messenger RNA from Antechinus flavipes (yellow-footed antechinus), 3287 nucleotides. It is a transcript of the gene MED18, whose product is annotated as mediator complex subunit 18. Bases 221 to 847 code for a protein of 208 amino acids. Lineage: Eukaryota; Metazoa; Chordata; Mammalia; Dasyuromorphia; Dasyuridae. Gene Ontology annotation, cellular component: core mediator complex; mediator complex. The transcript has 3 exons. Gene Ontology annotation, biological process: termination of RNA polymerase II transcription; regulation of transcription by RNA polymerase II. The record is from RefSeq and is a predicted model, not a curated record. Gene Ontology annotation, molecular function: transcription coregulator activity.